AGAAAAAGGAGUUAUUGCUCCUUUCGGCUUUCGGAGAUAAAAACACGUCAAAUCAAAUCAUCAUCAAUCAGUCGCAACGCAACGCAACGCAACACAACACAACAAUGGCACCGCUGACUCCGCACUGGGACCAGCCCUCGCACCCCGACAUCCAGGAGGUGAUCAUCAACCCGCACGAGUUCUCGUCGAAGAGCCUGUCCAAGAUCUCCCUGCCCCCAUUUGGGCUGUACGCGAAGCUGGAGUUCCCCCCGUGCACCUUGGCCGCGUCCCCGAGCUACGCCACCGUCCAGUGCGGCCGGGACGCCCACCUCGACCUCAACAGCGACCUGCUGUACAUCAACCACUCGUGCGAGCCCUCCCUCAUCUUCGACACCGCCAACAUGAACGUCCGAGCCGGCCCCAACGGCCUCAGCCCCGGUGAAGAACUGACCUUCUUCUACCCGUCCACGGAGUGGUCCAUGGCCCAGCCCUUCGACUGCCUGUGCGGCGCGCCCUCCUGCCGCGGCCGCAUCGCCGGCGCCAAGGACAUGUCCGAGGCCCAGCUCGCCGGCCUCUGGCUGAACGGCCACAUCCUCGAGCUCCUCGAGGAGCGGGAGCGGGAGCGAGAAGGAAAUGACCUCCGCGAUAUGGGUACCCGCAACAAGGAACCCGCCCCUGAAAACGGCACCAGUAGUAGUAGUACUUUAACCGCUGGUGGUGGUCUGACGGAAAUCCCUCCCCCCGAGGACCUCACCGCCCAGGCGCUGAGAAACGCCUUGGCCCACGCGGAAAAGGUCGUCGAGGCCGCUAGCGCCGCUCUGCAGUCGUAUCUUGCCUCGGCGGCGGAAGCGGCCGCGUUGUCGACGAGUACUGAUGGGAGGGGGGAGAGGGGUCCAGCGGGUGCCGGAACCGUAGCCGCCUUGGCCUCCGGAUUAACCAGACGCGGCAUCACGUCACGGGAAUUGAGCGGCGAGAUGGGCGGAGAUACCAUCGCAGUCUCGGGCUCGUAAGGGAGAGAGGACAACAUAAUGUUCCCCUGGUUGUUUUCUCUUUGCUUAGUAGUUCGGUUGUUUCUUUUUUCUUUCGAAUUCAACAUUCUCUCUCGCCUUCGAGUCGGCUUUCAACAGCCUGGCCUGGUUUGAAAAAAAGGGUACCUAGCUCACCCAAAGCCCUAAGUUAGUUAGAAUCCAGGGCAUAACACUCUUUAUAUAAUAUCUACUAUCU
This is a messenger RNA of Daldinia caldariorum, 1203 nucleotides long. RefSeq lists its product as uncharacterized. The record is from RefSeq and is a predicted model, not a curated record. The coding region runs from base 105 to 989 and encodes 294 amino acids. The transcript has 2 exons. NCBI's taxonomy places the organism in Eukaryota, Fungi, Ascomycota, Sordariomycetes, Xylariales, Hypoxylaceae.